AUGCUGGGAAGGUUGUAUAAAGAUAGUCAUCUAUUAAAGACGAGCUACCGUCUCUAUUUUAGACCUAUUCCAAAUAAUUCAACAAGGAAUCCCCCUCUUUGGAAAAGAUUUAAUUCCACUGAAUCAACCACCAGGGAUUCGAAACCACAAUCCAAAAAUUCAUCAGAUUUAAAAAAUUUACAAGCAUUCAUAGACAGCAGACUCAAUUUAAAGAAAAAUUUCAAAUUCGAAGACCCAAUUGAUUCAUCCCAUCCCAAUUUCCAUAAAUUUAAUGCUUUCGAUGAUAUUGUCCAUCAAACUUUAUCUUCUUCAAAGAUAAAUAAUUUCAAUAGAAAUGAUCAACAGACAAAUAGACUGAUGAAGAGAAGUCCCUUGUUUUGGGAUUCUGUAACAAAGGCAAUGGAUCUAUACAAUGAACUCGCAUUAGAACAUGACAAUAAAUUAUCUUCAAGUAGAGUAUCAGCAUUAAUUAAUUUAUUACAUAAUGGUCUAAGGAUAAAUAGAAAUCAACUCAUUAAAUUGAACAAGAAGCCAGAUUACGAUUCAAAAUCAUUCAAUUUUGAAAUUUCUAAUUUUCUUCAAGGUGCAAUAUUAAAAAUUAGUAACGAUUUAAUCGCUGGAAAUAUUAAUGGUAUCAGUGAAUAUGGGUUAAUGCAUCUAUUGACAUCAUUGAAAGAAAUGGGAUUAAUAGAUCGAGCAAUCGCCCUCUGGAAAUUCGGUUUAGUUAAUGAAAAUUUGACGCAAAUCUUCCUACAACCAAAAUGCGUAGGUGUCAUAUUACCAUUAUUGUAUGAAACAAAUACAUAUACAUUCGAAGAUUGUCAGAAACUUUACGAAUUGAGUUCCAAGAAUGUAGAUUAUUAUCAUCCAAAUUUAAUGUGUGGUAUGAUUUCCACAUGUCUAAUGGCUAAUGAAAAUGUGAAGGCACUAGACAUUUACUCAAAAUUAUGUGAAAUUGCCACAGAAAGACAAUAUAAUUACCUAUGUGAUGCACACUUAUCAUUUAUUGGCUAUUGUAAAGAUUCUAAAAUAUCUGAAAAAUUCUUAGAUAAAGCCAUGGCCAAUGAAAUGCCAUAUAGAGUAAAUUUGAAAGUAUCAUUUGUGAAUCUUUUCUUGCAAAAUAUGCCUCUAAAUGAUGAAAAUGAAUUUGAUGAGUUGAUCAGAGUUUGGAAAAAAAUUAUCAAUUACUACCACGACAUGAACGUUAAUAUUGGUGUAUUAUCCUCAUUAAACAACACAUUUUUUGAAAUUUUUUUCAAAUACUGUUUAAAUGAUAAGAUAACAGGAUUCAGUAAGUUAUCCAGUGUCAUUGAUAGCUACAAUAAGACACUUUCCAUUGAUGAACCAUUUUUAAAUAUAAUUUUAACCAAGUCUCUAAUUUGGUAUGAUGCAGAUGUUAUUCAAUUUAUUCAUAAAAAUUAUACUUUAUUCAAUAUUCCAGAAACUAUUAUUACAAAGAGAAUACUACUAAAAUCAAUGGCUGUCAUUGAAUGUCCAAAUAUAGAAACUGAAAUAUUGUCUAGAUGGGGGGAACUGAUUGCAAAAUUAGAUGAAAUGGGUAAUACAUAUUUGGCCAAUGCAGAUUGGGCCGCUUUGAGAGAUGCUACUCUGACAUGGGCGCAAACUAACCAGGUUGAAAAGAAAGAAGAUGCAAUCAACAGAAUUAUUCUAUAUUUAAGGGUUGCCAAAACUUACAAACCUUACUGUCGUGACUCAAGACAAUUUUUAAACAUUACAGAGGGUUAUGCUAGAAAUUUCGAAAACAUGCAAAAAUACCUAGCCAUGUUAGAUACAUUAGAGCCCAUAGAAAUACCCGAACUCCAUUCUUUGAGGUCGGAUGAUCGCAUUAUCUAG
Molecule: messenger RNA, 1854 nt
Organism: Kazachstania africana CBS 2517
Lineage: Eukaryota; Fungi; Ascomycota; Saccharomycetes; Saccharomycetales; Saccharomycetaceae
Gene: RMD9
Product: Rmd9p
Exons: 1
Coding region: 1-1854 (617 amino acids)
Source: RefSeq, a predicted model, not a curated record